AUGGCCAACAGCGAAGGAAGCGGCCGGUUCCGUGUGGUUAUUGUUGGCGCAGGGGUGGCGGGUCUGACACUUGCUAACGCUCUUGAGCAAGCCAAUGUCGAUUAUGUUCUCCUGGAGCGCCGCAGUGAGGUGGCGCCUCAGAUUGGCGCGUCGAUUGGCAUGUUCCCCAACGGUGCACGCAUUCUAGAUCAACUAGGAGUGUGGGGGGCGGUUGAGAAAGGCGCGGUAAGACGGGAUACCGCGUGGCUUGGGGUGAGCGGCAGAACCUGCUACGCGUCCUGUACGAGAACCUCAAGGAUCCCAGCAAAGUUCUCGUCAACAAAGGUCUCGCCGACAUUAAGCACCAUGACAACGGCGUCACCGCCAUUUGCGAGGAUGGAACCUCCUUUUCGGACCCGCACCAAGCUGUGGCAGUUUGCCGAGGCCGACCAUCCCAAGCUCGUCAAGGAGGAUAAGGACUGCAUGAUCUCCGAGUACAACUGCCUCUUUGGCAUUGUCAACAACCUAGACUGCCCUCGAUUCCCCGAGGGGGACGUUCAUACAACCUACAACGAACGCCGUUGCGCCCUGUCCAUUUCCGUUGAAGGGGGCAAGGCGUACUACUUCGCCCAAGAGCGCCUCCCCAGGACUCAUCGUCUGGGCGAUAUCCCACGGUACACAGACGCCGAUGCGAAGGAUUUUGUUGAACGGCAUCGUGACUUCAUCCUCCUCCCAGGUAAUGGCGGAUUCACGCUUCAAGACCUCUGGGAGAAGACCGUGACCGCCCGUCUGGUCGCCGUCGAGGAGGCCAAGUUUAAGCUCUGGCACUGGGGCCGUAUUACCUGUGUCGGCGAUAGCAUCCACAAGGCGACGCCUAACCUUGGCGUCGGCGGGAACUCGGCCAUCGAGAGUGCCGCCGCCCUCGCAAACGGCAUCAAGUUGCUAGCUGACAAGUGGAAUGCCACGGACCGUCGUCCGACCCGGCAGGAUAUCGAGGCCAUGUUGACGACGUACCAGAAGGGCCGCGAGCUCCGUGCCGGCGCCGUCGUCGAUGCCUCUGGAUUCCUCGCCCGCACUCAAAACAUGGACGGCCUGACCAGCUAUUUCGUCAAGUUCUUGCUGCCUCAUCUGUCCGAGUUCGUCCCGGAGCUGAUGGGCAACGCCAUCAUCGGCGCCACCAAGAUCGACUACCUCCCGCUGCCCAUGGUCUCGCUGACCGGGGCUAAGCCGUUCAACCCGUCUCAGGGCGAUGGCCACCGGGAAAGCAAGUUCAAACGCAUGGUGUACGCUCUGCCACUCCUCGCCUUGUUCUUCGUCGCGGGCUGGGUCAUGAACGCGACACCUGCGCUGGACUGGGCCACGGGUCUGCUCGACAGCGGCGUUAUCAGAUUAGCGUCCGGCGACGUGCCCAUCCUCCGGUCCUUCUACCAGUUCCCCGCCUUCGACGACUUUGUCGCCGUGUACAACACCUUCUUCUUCCCCACCGUCUACGACGCUGACCCCGUCGCUCGCCGACAACUCAUCUCUUUCCUCACCGACGGCACCAUCCUCUUGACAAUCUGGAUCUUUGAGUCCGCCCGCCGAGCAAACAUCAUGACCCCCUUACAAUUCCCCACAAUCUACAUCGCCCUCGGCCAACUCGUCGGCAUCGGCCUCGCCGCCCCGCUCUACACCUUCAUCCACUACGUCCUCUCCCCCAUCGAGAACUUCUCCGCGCUCGACCAGCGCCUCACCCGCACCCGCACCACCUAUGCCGCGCUGCCCGCCGUGCUGCUCACCUACCUCCUCCCCUUCGUCCUCACCCUCACCUGGCCCGACCUCCCCACGCGCCAGGCCCUGCUCUACGCCUGGCAGCUGUACCCGGCGUGGCUGUCGCUGGCGGUGUGGGGGAUUGGGAGGUUGUUGUUCAAGGAUGAGAUGGAGACGGACAAGGUGUAUCGCACGCAGAGGGAUCUGGGGGUGAUGCGGUGGUAUCUGGGGGUCCUGGGGGUGCUGGCGGCGGGGGUGUGGUGGUGGAGUUGGUGGGGGGUUGGGUUGGCGGAGGUGUUUGUGCCGGUUGGGCUGCCGAGGAGUAUGGGGGACUUUUAUGGGUUUGCGGGUCAGUUGUUGAGGUGGGAUGAGAUGUUUGGGCUGGGGUCGUUGUUGGUGUGGUUGGCGUAUCUGUUCUGGGACUUGCGGGCCGCGGGCAUGCUGAGGGAGGGCUGGUUGAGGGUUGUUGGGAUGGGGUUGGUGAGCGUGUUGGUUGUGGGGCCCGGCGCGACCAUCGGGAUGGGUUGGCUGUUUCGGGAGCAUAUUCUGGCUACCAGGAGGCACAAGGAUGCCUUGACGCCCGAGAGUGUGGGGAGGCUGCAUGGCGUCUUUGUAAUGGCGGGGCAGGAUCACGACACACUUGUCCACUUUGCGGUUGGGCCGUUCUCGAUGUCGUACACCAUACCCGCGUCCAAGUUCCGGCUUCUAUACUGGACACCUAGGUUUCUGUUUCCAGACCACAAUGGCCCUGUCGAAUGUCCGGAGCUACACGGGCACGUAUGGCGGAUGUUUCUCAGCUGGUUAUGCACACACUGCGACCUUCACAGCCCCCAAUUCUGGAGGUGCCUCGCGUGCUUCAAAAUCGAUCUACCAGGAUCUUGCCACGGGUGCAAAACACACAAUCGCAGAGCCAGAACCCUCCCGCCUCAAGCCAAAAAGGUUGAGAAGUUUCAUGUCGAGAGAGGCGGUCUGCCCAUCUUCGAGGAACUUCCACCGCAACCAGCCCUCCCAACAGAGCCAGUGCCCCUUGAGAUCCUGGAGCCAUUGUGCCAUGCAAGGCGGUUGGACCUUCAGUUCCAGCUUUAUUAUUUCGCAGUAAAGCAGAAUCUCAUCGAGCUCCAACGAUUGGUGCUGUUCAAGGUCUGGUAUACAUUUAUGCAGCUCCAACCGCACCCGGGCACGAACGCUGCGAUGUUAGAGAGCAUUCUAGUCCCCAUAUCGAGGUUGCCGCCAGGUGACGUCUUGCGAACCUUAGUCACGUCAUACUGGGCUUGCGUUCGCGAGGAAAUGGCGCGGACGCCCAGAUGUCGAGCAGGCCUCGCUCAACGGUCACCCAAGCGGUGCGUCGAUUGGUGGGCCGUCUUUGUCCACAUCGAGGCGGCGAGGGCCGACUCGGACCUUGCUACCCCAUGCGUCUAG
Messenger RNA from Chaetomium fimeti, 3147 nucleotides. RefSeq lists its product as uncharacterized. The record is from RefSeq and is a predicted model, not a curated record. The transcript has 11 exons. Gene Ontology annotation, molecular function: FAD binding. NCBI's taxonomy places the organism in Eukaryota, Fungi, Ascomycota, Sordariomycetes, Sordariales, Chaetomiaceae. Bases 1 to 3147 code for a protein of 1048 amino acids.